This is a messenger RNA of Ochlerotatus camptorhynchus, 8920 nucleotides long. It is a transcript of the gene Sec16, whose product is annotated as Secretory 16. Gene Ontology annotation, biological process: autophagy; COPII vesicle coat assembly; Golgi organization. Lineage: Eukaryota; Metazoa; Arthropoda; Insecta; Diptera; Culicidae. The coding region runs from base 532 to 7623 and encodes 2363 amino acids. Gene Ontology annotation, cellular component: ER to Golgi transport vesicle membrane; endoplasmic reticulum exit site. The record is from RefSeq and is a predicted model, not a curated record. The transcript is spliced from 17 exons.
CAUCAUCAUUGCCAUUAUCAGCGAAUUGUGAUUUUAGUUAUUCGAGGAAGUUGCUGUAAAGUUAACAUUGAAGUGUUUUCCUACGUCACAUGAAAAAAGCCUUCCAAAGUGAGCCACGAAGUCACAAGUUGGUGUUGGUGUGUGCUUGAAGUGGUGAAAGAGCCAGUCAGCGUAACUGGCUGGUAUACCGGAGGAAGUGAACGGCCAGAAGAGGAGUGGUGUUUGGUGGUGGCAGUAGGAGGACAAAUUAUUGACAUGUCUUGAACGAAAAAAAUAUAAGCUCGCUCUGGUUUUUCGAUGUUCCGAAGGAAUUUGAUUGCACCAUUUGUCAGCCUCUCGCAAGGCUAAUUUGACGUGCAGGCAGUGUGACAUUUUGGAACCUGCCAGAGGUAAAAAAAUACUGAUGGUUUACAUCCUGUGUUGGUAUUGUAGUGGAUGAGCAAUAACAUUGUAGUGUACUGGAUCGGAAGUUUUGGACACAUCCGGAAUUGUUACAACUGAUCCUGCUUGUGCGGAUUAGAAGCAGCGAGGAUGGCUCAAAAUAAUCAAAACAAUCAACGCCAGAUACUGAACGAUUGGAACCAACAGGCAGUUCAACCUAUACAUACGAGCACAUACUUUAGUCGGUUUGCAGAAGCCAAUAGUACUUCUCAACCAGCUUCACCUAAUCAAAAUGGAAGAAGCGUAACGGAUACUUACCAUCAACAAAUCGACAAUAACGAUAUUUGUGUGAGAUCAGACAUAGCCGUGUUGCAGCCAAUACAACAUCUGUACCACGGAAGAAACAUGGCUGCACCAUUUUCGGCCUCGACAGCAUUUACCAAUAAUAACAACAACGAUGGCUGGGGAGACGACUGGGGCGAUUGGGGUGAGAAUUCCAAUACGUUAGCUCAGCAGAAACCUCCACCCCCACAGCAUCAACAACAACAUCAGCAAGCCGCACCACCACAACAGCAUAUGAACACGAACCAGUUCUUCCAGCCACAACAACAACAACAACAACAGUAUCCAACUCAACAAUUGCAUUUGGAUCAAAAUAACCGAAACUUCAUACCCAAUCUUGCGCCUACUGGUAUGCAACAGCAGAUGUACCCAAACUAUUCCGCUCCGGCACCUCCCAUGCAACAACAACAACCAUUUCAACCCAGCUACCAACAGCAACCCUAUCCACAGCAACAGCCUCAGUACACGCAACCUCAGGCUGCAACCAACUAUUUCACCCAGCCACCACAGAGACCUCUUUCACAUCCUCCGGCGUCGGUGACUCCUCAACUACUACCCCAGCAAACCGUUCCGUCAUUGAACCCAACCGUCUCCGAUAGUUUCACCACAAACGCUAACGACAGCUGGAACUGGAACUUGUCGGAAAGCCAACUAGCCGCUAGUCCCAAACCACAACAGCACGUCGAACCUCAACCCCAAUCCAAUGCAUUUCAAGACACCUACAAUCAACAGCAAGGCUAUCCGCAAAACAAUUUCAGUAUACCUGGUGUCGGAAACAAUACUCAGCUGCAACAGCCCAAGGUACAGCCAGCGCAGCUAACACGACUCAAGAAUGAAACUCUAUCGCCACAAUGGUCCAUUGAAAGCCAAGUCUCGCAAACCUCCAGUGAUCGCUCAAUAGAGAGUGGAGAGAUUGGUGAAAGCAGAAGUUCCAACACGGGACCGUCCGACGACGGUUCAUCCGGAAGGCAGCAUCAGGUUGAGAACUACGAGAACAUCGGUGGCUAUGAUAAACCAUUUCCAACUCAAGUUGAAGUCCCGGAUAAGUUGGACGUGGAAUUGAACUCCCUGAGUAUUAAACUGGAACCUCAGGAGCAGGCAAUGGUGGAGGAAAAACGUUCCGAUAACUACAGGGAGUCUUCUUUUCCACCACCUCCACCUUCAAUUGCAACAAGUCAGCAGUCCGAUGGUGUGGUGCUACCUCCGAAACCUACGUCUAGGACUCCACCGCUGCCACCACCACCUACGGACGUAGGUCAACAAACUGUUCAAGCCACACCGCCUGUUCAAGCUCCACCACCAAGUCAAGGACCUCCCCCAGCUCAGGGACCUCCGAAAGGGUCGGCAUCCAACCCGUUCAAGCGAACAGCACAACGUGCCCACAUCGCAACCCCUGGAUUGGGAGUCACCCCGCCUCCGGCACCUAACCCAACCUUUUUCUAUCAACCGCAAGAGAUCCCCAAUGUAGAGAAUCUCGUACCGGAAAACCAAGAAAUCCCGGACUCACGUGCCGACAACGUUGAAAACCUCGAAGUAGCUCCUAGUAACGACCGUAACCAGUAUCUCCAAACAGGACAUCUGUCCGAAGAAGGUUACACGUCAUCCCAUCGCGCUGUUUCGAAUGAUCAACAUCCGGGAGAUGACAGCCUUCCACCACCUGGCCUAUCGCGCUACGUUCCCGGUCAGCAACAAUCGGAAAACAAUCAGCAACCAGCCAGUCACAGCUAUCCCGAACCUCCGCCCGGGCUCGAUCGGAUGAUUCCCGGAACUGAUUUGGAAAACGCAACCGAUCUGAAUAUGGAACGGCAAGCCGAUGGUGAAGUAUCUGAUUCGGCAGCCAAUCCUAACCCUAGGCCAUCUUAUUCGUCCACCACAUCAUCAUCCCAGGCAGACCACCACCAUCACCAUCAUCAUCACCACCACCAUCGGGAAGAGGAAAUCAGUGAUCGAAACCUUUACCAGGUUCCUGGGGAAAGUGACACCCACCACAACCAGCAACGUGUCAUCCCUGGAGUGGAAGACGAUCGUCCGCCGCAGAGUACUAGCGCUGGCAGCUACUCGGCUCAACAUCCUACAGAUAUCCCUAUCAAUGAACAGCAACGGGAACUGGUUAUGGAUGGCGAGAACCCACAUGAUCCACCACCGCAGCCAUUGCACGGCGAAAUAAGCCGCGAAGAACCGAUAGAAGGAGGUAACACACAAGAUGAACCGGUCGGUAGCAGUUCGGGAGCGGUUGCUGGUGGCAAUGGGGAAACCGAUUUUAACUUAAUGGUGGAUAUGCCUCGAAAGGAUCCAUCGAAUACAUCCACGGCUGAUGAAAGUGAUAAGGAGCGAUCGAUGUUCUACGCUAAGGGAAAGCCAGCUCGAAGAGAGGAGGAUCCGUUGCGUCGAUCGACAAAGAGCAAGAGCUCAAGGGACCGUUACGACACGGAGGAUUCGGAUUAUAGCGAUCGAGAGCGACGGAGAAGGGAACGCGAAGGUAGUGCCGGUUUGGAGCAAAGAGAACGGAGGCGUGGCGAGCGAGAGAAGGAAAAAGAAAGGAAGAAGGACGGUGGAAGAGAUCGCGAUCGUGAUUACGAUUACCGGGAUAAGGAUAGAAAUAGAUACGACCGCGAUCGGGAUCGCUACGGCCGGAACAGCAAGUACGAUCGCGACAGUCGUUACGAAACCGAUGGGUCCAAGUACGAAACCGAACGAUCGACACGCUACGACAAGGAAGGUGACGGUAACAGGCGGUACAUGUCCAGGGAAGAGUACUACCGCAAACGAGAGGAACGGGAACGUGGGGGAGGCGGUGCCGGCACCGGCACCGGCGACGAUCGCCGCUAUCGCAAGGAAAAGGAUCGAGAGAGGGGUGACCGCUAUCGAGAUGAGAGAAGGAAAGAUGAUCGCUACCGUGAAGGAGGAGGCGAUAAACGGCGAAGUGAUCGCCAUGAUCGGCGUUAUGAAUACGAGGACUACCGAGCGGGAAGCCGAAACGGUACAGAACGGGACCGGGAUCGAGCUCGUGAGAGCCGUGAACGGGAUGACCGCAAGGAGCGGGACCGCAAGUAUCCAUCGUCGACCUACGGCGGUCAGUACGGAGCGGCAGCGUCGGGAUAUUAUGAUCCGUACAGUUACUACACUCAACACCAGCAGUACUACGAACAGCUGCGACGUACUAAUCCGCAAGCGUAUGCCGAGUGGUAUCGCACGUACUACAGUCAGAUGCAGGCAGCUCAGAUGCAGCGUGAUCUGUUGACCAGUGAUGGUCGCGAAUCGGUGCAUUCCGGUCGCAGUUCAGCCAACGAUAAAGAAAGGUUUAAUCGCACGACACCGUUCCUCCAUCAGCCCGGCAUGUAUAAUCCGGAAGACUAUCAUCGUCAUUUCAAUAAUCAAUCGCAACCAUCCGCCAUGCUCGACCAGAGCUUCCUCAGUGAAGUUUCCGGUCAACCGACGUCACUGCCAAUGUACCACCAUCAGCAAGCGAUGGCCUCAUUCCAACAGCAGCAGCAGCAACAACAACAACAGCAACUUCAGCAGCAACGGGCCACUCCUCUGGUUAUGGACAGGUCGUACCACACUGAUAGUGGAUAUUACCAGCCAAGGUUGGACAAUACCGAUGGCUCGCUGCGGCAGGAACCGAGCGCCAUAGCCAUGAUGGAACCGGAGCGACUGACUCCGCGCAAGUUCCCGGAGAUUCAUCCGAUUGUGAGUGUGUCUUGUGGGUUGUUGGUGACUGCCAAGAACCGCCUGACCAUCAAUGGAACAACCGAUUUGGUGAAAAUUUGGAGCUUGGGUACCCACGAACCAACACGCAAGCUGUUCCAAUCAUACCCGGGACCGCUGGUCAAGGAUAAAACUCACAAAAAAUCUGUAAUUGAGUUCUGCGAGGAACAGUUGCGAAGUGGUCCGGUCGGUGGCAUUGGGCAGGCCGUCGUGAAGUCACGUGGCAACUCGAUCAACAGUUUGCACUCGCUAGGUCCAAAUGUAAAUCGUGGUUCCUAUACCCUUCUGUGGAACUACAUCAUUCUUCUGUUAAGACAGAAUGGAACCUUUGUUGGAACUGAUAUUUCCGAGCUGUUGAUGGAAAAUAAAGUGGAAUUUCCAUUCGAUUCCCAUCAAGCUAGCGUUCGAUCUGCAAACGUAAGCGGUAGAAAUUCUUCGCUUUCGAAUGUUGAUCGCAAGCCCCGGGAACUGGACGGUGAUGGGCAUAUGGAUGCAGACACCGAGGAACAGCGGGACGCUGCCGAGAAUGAAUAUGAACAACCAUUGUUAGAAGAGAAGAAAACACAGCUAAGCGAGCUAGAAAUUACCGACAAGUUCAGGAACUAUCUUAUCUACGGUAAUAUCAGCGAUGCGUUGGAGUGGGCUACGGAAAAUAACCUCUGGGGACAUGCAUUGUUCCUAGCUUCAAAGUAUGACUCACGGCAGCAUGCUAACGUAAUGAUGAAGUUUGCCAACAAGUUAACUUUGAACGAUCCUCUGCAAACGCUGUAUCAAUUGCUCAGUGGACGAACCCCAUCAGCAGUGACUUGCGUGCUUGAUGAAAAGUGGGGCGAUUGGCGACCACAUUUAGCCAUGCUUAUGUCCAAUAGCUCCGCCAAGCCGGAACUUAUCAAAAAGUCCAUAACCACACUGGGCGAUUCGUUGUAUAAUCGCGGUGAUCUAUACGCGGCUCAUUUUUGCUAUCUACUGUCGGAUGUGAGCUUCGGCAAAUUUUCCGACGUAAAGCAGGACUGCGGAUCGACCAUCAAUGCCAAUACGGUAGUGCGAUUAAUCUUGCUCGGUUCUACCCACUUACAACGUAACUUCAAAGAGUUCUCGACAAAUGAAUCGAUUAUGAUGACCGAAAUCUACGAGUAUGCCCGUUCUUUGAACGAAGAACGUUACUCAAUUACGGAGUUGCAGUACUAUAAAUAUUUGCUAGCUAGUCGAAUGUUGGACUAUGGCAUGCAAUUCAAGUGUCUUCUUUACAUGGAGCAAAUCGCCGAGCAGAUCCAGCAGGAUCCUUAUCGAUUUGAAUCAGAAUUCAUCAAAAAGGUUUACACACUUGGCGAUCGUCUUAAAUAUUACGAUCCAGUACUGGAGAAGGCCUUGGACGAAUCCGUAGAUAAUAACGGUCAAGGCAACAUUUAUGCAAACAUCGAGGACCCAGCUUGGUUACAACGAUUAAGUGCAAUACUAAGCAACUACAGUGCUGCAAGUGCUUCCAACCACGCCACCGAAACAUCCUACGAAGGGGCACCAGAUUACACUAACUACAAUAGCUGCUCCGGAUAUGGCGGUGAGCAAAUGACGCAACAGCAGUCACAGCCUGCCAAUCAGGAAUCAUCUGUAAGCAUGGAUUCUUCAGAAAUCAAUAAAGAAUUCACUGAAAUCAAUCAACAGCUUGGUCGUUUGAACCUGCAGUACACGGAUGCUUACGAUCCGAACAAACAACAGCAGCAACAGCAAACGCCAACACACCAUCAAUACGAUCACCAGAUGGCAGCUCCAAGCUAUGACCAGGGCUACGAUUCGAUCAACCAAUCUUCCCUGCAGGAUGAAUCCCACUUGCAACAGCAACAGCAACAGCAGCAACAACUACAACAACAAGUGUCACAGGAGGGCUACGAUCAGCACCAACAACUUCAGUCUUCUUAUCCCUAUGGGUACGAUGGCGCUUCCGCGCAACCAGGCAUGUUUAUGCCGGCGCAAGUACCUGGUCAGGACAGUCAACAGCCUAGUCCGUACGACUAUUGGGGAGCUAAUGCCGAGCCGGGUUCGAAACGAGUCGCGUCCGCGUCCACUAGACAGCAGCAGGGUGCAUCCCCUGCUCGUUCGGGUACAACCACCGCCGUCGAUACCAUACCCGAGUACGAGGAGAAAUCUCGCGAGACACCCUACUCCUCAUCACCAGUACCGCCCGGACAUCACGACGAUUCGCACCCAGCUGCGCCUCUGUCGUCGUCGUCGUCUCACCCACACGGAGGAGACUAUGACAGCUUGGCUACGGGCGGUGCUGGUCUUAACUACAUACCAAAACCCUCCAUUUCGAUGCCAAAUUCGGUGUCCAAUCGACCGGGAUUCGAAGAUGGCAAUGACAACACUAAUGCGUCGCCAGCAGAUCAAGCCCAGUCUCAACAGCAAGGCCAACCAAGCGGUUCAUCCGGGAAAACGGCCAACGAACCAACAAAGAAGGCACCUCCCGCCAAGGAUGGUAAACUGAUCGGAAAUGCCCAGAGCAAUUCCGGUUGGUUCGGUGGAAUAUGGAACAAAUUAUCGUUGAAACCAAAAAAUCAAAUGAUUCUUCCUGAUGAUAAGAACCCAACCAUCGUGUGGGAUCCCGAGAAGAAACGCUGGGUAAAUAAGGAUGGGGACGAGGCCGGGGAGGAAGCGUUUAAGCCACCACCAAAAAUGUCAGACUUAAUGCCAGGUGGCCCAGCACCUCCACCAGCUCCAAUUAUGGCUGCGCCGGUUGCAGCGCCAACAGCAAUGUCAAUGACCGCUGUUCCUCCUGGACCAACACCAACCGUUGGUGGUGGCAACUACGGAGCGGCAACUUCAUUGAAUGCUGAUCCAAACGGUGCUCAAAAUCCUACUCAGACGCAGGUUCAGCCUGUAGGCCACAUGCCUGCCGCACCGGCCUCAACGAAGAUGGGCGAACCGACUAAAGUUCCAACGCUACAGUCCAACAUGUUCAAAAUGCAGAGGAACCGAACUUUGAAAAACUCUUACGUGGAUGUGUUCAACCCGUCCGGUGCGGCACCUAGUCGGCCAGCGGAAGCUAUAAUGGCACCUUCCGUUCCUGCUAUGCCGACACCGCAGGUUGGUUACUUCGUACCAGGAGGGGCUCCGGCCGGUGGGCAAACCAACGAGAGUUCUGCAGCAGAGGGAGUACCUCAGUUCUACAAUCCCAACCAGUACGCCGGAGGGUAACAGCAGUAGAGAUGCGCGCGCGCGCGCGUCUUUAAGUGUACUAAUGUGUAGCCUAAAUAAAUGAAACAAACAUCUACCUAUUCUACCCAAGAGACUGCCGACAGUAAAAGUGGCAACAAUACUAACACAAACAAUGAAAGAAAGCAUAACAACAUUUAACGUUAAAAAGUCAGCGUGCAAGUCAGUGAAACUGUUGUAGGAGGUUAGAUAAAGCUAGGACAGAAUGUAAAAUUUAGAAACAGCCUUUUUUUCAUAGCAGGACAAGGACAUAUUAUAAUCGUAACACAAUAAAUUUCACGAUCCAAUUUUAGCGACGUGUGGUGCGUUUCUCAUCUGUUGUUCAUUUUUAACUUCGAAUUUGGGACAAAGGAGCGAAUUUAGUCAAAAUUAAUGCGUGUAUAAUUUUUCUUCUUCUAAUUUUUGUAUAUGUUAACUACGUUUGUGUAUAUGAGUAAUAGUAUUUCUUUCGAUAUAGGGUUUUGAUAAAUUUGUACAGUAUGAUUCUGCAUAUAAACCUAUUUUUUUAGAAAAAUGAUUUACAAAAUUUUGUUUAAUGUGUGCCUCUUUUUAACAUAAGCAUGUUUUUUGAAAGAAAUGAAACGGAUUGGUUGCUUUUUUACGUUUUACGCCGUUGAUUAUUUUUAGGCAGAUUUUUGAAAUAUUCACUUGGAUUUGUGGUAUGUAUUAAAUCGUUUUGUGAAAAGGUUCUAUAUUUUUCUUUGAAUGUUUUCGAUUGCUCACUUUAAUUUACUUACUGCUCCUAGGACAUACAUAUAAUGUACACAUGGUCAAGUUUCUUUCAUCGUAGUAAUAAUAGAAAUGGAAUGAAAUAGCACAUCCGGAAGAAUAAUAUAGUGAAUGCUUUGAAAAAGUAUGCAAAGUUGAGUUAGUGAGGUAAUGUGAUAUGUAUUAUCUUUUAUGUAUGUUUUAUUUAAAGUUUAUUUUCAAUGCUAUAGAUUUUUUCCUAUUUUCUGAUUAGGUGCAAAAUGAUUCAUUUAUUUUUCGAAACAAUGCAUAAGAAAAAGACAAAAAAGGUGAACACCUCGAAACAGUUAUUGAAAAAAAAAACAAAUAUUCUAGGUGAUUGCAAAGAUAAAAAUCCUUCACAGUAGAUAGUGAUGAUGCAUCAUAGUGAAAAAGGAAAUCAUGUUUUCUAGUGAUUAAUGAGCGAAAGAUAUGUAAGCAUGGCAAGUGGUGAUCUAGAUAAAAAAAAGAAGAAGUGUAAUACCCCUUUCUAGUGAAAUGAUGUGUAUGAAGUUUAAAAUCAAAAUAAAACAUCUACCUAUUAUUCAUUAAA